Molecule: messenger RNA, 3708 nt
Organism: Ctenopharyngodon idella (grass carp)
Lineage: Eukaryota; Metazoa; Chordata; Actinopteri; Cypriniformes; Xenocyprididae
Gene: trim35-27
Product: tripartite motif containing 35-27
Exons: 6
Coding region: 19-1479 (486 amino acids)
Molecular function (GO): protein binding; zinc ion binding
Source: RefSeq, a predicted model, not a curated record
CACAGAAACACUACAAAAAUGGCAUCUCGACCGUCUCACUUCGAGGAGAACCUUCUGUGCCCGGUUUGCCGUGAUGUCUUCAGGGAUCCCGUCCUCCUGCUGUGUUCUCAUAGCUUCUGCUGGGCCUGUCUGGAUCAGUACUGGGACACCACCAGCUCGCAGAGAUGCCCUGUGUGCCGGACAGACUUCUACAUGGACCGUCCUCCGUGCAACCGCGCUUUGAAGAACCUGUGCGAGAUCUUCCUGCAGGAGAGAAGCAAGACGGUGUCAACAGAGGUCGAGUUAUUCUGCAGCGCGCAUGGAGAGAAACUUGAGCUCUUCUGUCUGGAGGACCAGCGUCUGGUGUGCGGAGUGUGUGUGAACGCUGACACACACGUCCAUCACGCGUGCUCACCUGUGGAUGAAGCUGCGGUGGCCCUCAAGGAGGUGCUCAAAACAAGACUGAAGCCUUUGCAAGAGAAGCUCAAACUUUUAAAAUCAGAGAAAUUCAUCUGUAAUCAAAGAGCGAAACACAUCAAGAACCAAGCCGAGCAAACAGAGGCACAUAUUAAGAAAGAGUUUGAGCAGCUUCAGCAGUUUCUGCGUGACGAAGAGGCGGCCAGGAUUACUGCUCUGAGGGAGGAAGAGGAGCAGAAGAGGAAGGAGUUAGAGGAGCAGAUGAUGAGGAUUAACAGUCAACUCUCAUCUCUUGUAGAAAGAAUGAGGACCACCGAGGAAGAGAUAGAGUCCAACAACAUCUCAUUCCUGCUGAAGUACAAAGGCCCACCUGACAGUUCUCAGUGCAGCAGUCCAUGUCCAGAGAAGCUUCCCAAAGUACUGAUCGAUGUGGCAAAGCACCUGGGAAAUCUGAAGUUCGGAGUGUGGCAGAAAAUGAGCGCUGCUGCUCAAUACAUUCCUGUCAUCCUCGACCCCAACACUGCUCACCCGUGUCUGCACCUGUCUGACGAUCUGAGCGAUGUGCGCUUCGGUCAGUGGAGUCGACAGACCAUGGGUUACAUGGAGAAACGUGAGGGCUAUACGAGCGUCCUGGGCUCUGAGGGCUUCAGCUCUGGGACUCACCGCUGGGAUGUUGAGGUUGGUGACAACACCACCUGGGCCUUGGGAGUGAUUUCAGAGUCUGCCAUCGAGAUGCGAGACGACCCGCCCAGUUGUGGUCUAUUACGCAUAGGCUUCCACAACGGAAUGUACGGACAAGGUCUUUCUGGGGAGUUUCUCACGCCGCUCACGGUGAAACAGAAGGUCCAGCGCGUCAGAGUCCAGCUGGACUGGGACGGAGGGAAACUGUCGUUCUUCGACCCUCUCAGCGACACUCAUCUCCACACCUUCGAGCACACCUUCAGCGAGAGAGUGUUUCCGUACUUCUGUAACGUGUGUCCGUCUCAGGCGCUGCGCAUCUUGCCGGUGGACCUCUCUGUCGCAGGACUGGAGGUUCAUGGACCGUCUGCGCCUGAUAGUGAGCAAGCAGAGCUGCAGAAGUGAAAGAAGCUCAUGCACUCUUAGAAAAAAGGCUUCGAUAUUGAACUCAAGGGUUCUUGACUCGAUUUUAAAUGCCCAAAAGGUUCUAUAAGGUGAAAUGUCUUAAAUGAUUUAAUGUUGUUUAUAUGGUGUUUUUAAUAUGCUUUAAGACAAACCAUGUGCAAAUUCAUAAGUCAACACCAUUGCUGAAUAUUGCUCUCUUUAAAAAUGCAGUGAUCUAAAGACGUUUCAAAAACGCGGUUUGAAAUCGCUGGUGUUUGUGACGUCACAAACUACCUUGUAACCAAUCACGUCAACGUGGGGGCGGGCUUUAGCAUAUCAUUAACUAUGAGCGCUCUGAAGCAGGAGAGUCUCGAGAAAAAAAAAUCAGGUAGAUUUAGCAAUAUAGCAGGUGUAUGAUGUAUAUUACGAUGUUAUGAUGAACGAUACGUCUUUCUCCACUGACGUUCUGAUUUGUUCAAAGUGUUUUGAAGGAUACUGAUUUUUGAAGGCAGCUGUCUGACUCUUGAGAUCGCGAACGGGAACAUAGUUUGUGUAACAUUAGCAACACAUUAUUAGCAGCUAAGCAAAAGGCUUAUCAUUUAGGCUUAUCAAAGCGAUACCAUUGUGCAGCGUUUACCUCAGUAAGUUGACCGAGUGGACCUCUGAGCUUGUGCGAGUGAGUGGAGGCGGGGCUAAUUAGCAUAUUCAUAGAUCCGCAUCCAAAUGAAGCAAGGGUGUCGAGUUACAUUCAAGCUAUUUUAAGGCAUGUAGAAACCUUUUUUCACAGGGAAAAAAAGUAAAUAUGUCAUUUUGGUGAGUUUUAAGGGAUAAAAUUAUUAACUACAGGGGGACUUUAAGUUUCCAUAUAACCUUUUCUUCUAAGAGUGUACAGAAAAAAAUCAUUUAAAAUCCCUAUGGAGAAAAUGAAUGGGGAAAAUUAUUACAGAACCAAGAGCCACUGUGAAUGUGCAAAAUAACUGAAUUAUGUACAUACAUAAUAUUUAUUAUUUCGUAUUAUUUUCAUGUCAGUGAUAAGAAAAAGGACCUAAUUACCACAGCAGCAUUGACAGUAAUGUCUUUCGAAUAAAAGAAAUGCUCAACAAGCUGACAGACUGGUACAGUAUAUAUAUAUUGCGACGUCCCGUGCUGUAGUCACAAAAUCUUUGGACAUAACAUUUGAACACGGUAUGAACGCUUCCAGCAUUUCCGUCACCGGUUUUGGUGUUAUCGUUGUGUUUAGAGUGACGUCUAGACUGAAACACAUCUGUAAAAAUCUGAUUGGAAUCACAUCUCCAAAUGUGGUUUGGAUCAGAUUUGAAAAAAAAAAAAAAUCAGAUUUCAUUUGUUUUUUGUUUUUGUUUUUUGUUGUCCAGACUUUCUAAAAUCCAUCUGGAUAUGCAAAAAAUCUGAUUUCUUCUGGCAGUCUGAACAUAGCCUUAGCUUAAUUUGCCCAAAAUAGUUUGACAUUUUCUGUUAAUUAUUAUUACACAUUGUGUGUGUGUGUGUGUGUGUGUGUGUGUGUACUUGCACAACUAUCUUUGUGAGGACUGGUUUGAGUUUUAGACCAUUGGAGUGAGGUCAAAGACCCUUUAAAGGCCUGUUUGAGGGACAAGACUUGGUUUUAGGGAUUAAGUGUAAUUAAGUGUAGGUUUUGUCAUUGGUGAUCUGCUCUUGUGUUUGUUUUGGGUGAAUUUAGCAAAUCUUUUGGUUCAGGUUCAUGUGGAUGACUUUUUUUUUUUUUUAAUUGAUUAAUUUGUAUCACCUGUGUCUCAUUUGUCAUGCGUGUGUAUUUAAACCCUGUGUUUUUUCUGUUCAUUGUCUGAUUUUGUCCAUGUGUACAGGUUGUUCUGUUCAUGUUUUGCUACCUUUAUUAUUCUGAGUGUUUAGUUUCUUUGAGUUUGAUUUAAUAAACUAACUGCUGUGUUUAGGUCCAGCUCAUAUUAUUUAUAGCUGCGGCCGAGUGUGACAGGUUUAGGGUAAGGGUUCCGAUCGCAUUGCGUCAAUGAAUGUCCUCACAAAGAUAGGUGUGUGUGCUCUAAAUAUAAUUAUUUUAAAUGUUUAUGUUUAACUGUGGAAGUAUUUUUUGGGUUGCGUGACAAACUGUCCUGCUGUGAAUUGCGACACAUGCCUGUAAUUAUGAGCCGUGUGGACCCUUCCCACAAACACACAAGACAUUGCACACAUUGCUCUGUCUGAAAGAAAGAACACAUUCUUCUGUUCAAUUGCACAAUGCUUUAUUCUGUAUAUCAU